Dentiscutata erythropus is the source of this 129-nucleotide messenger RNA. NCBI's taxonomy places the organism in Eukaryota, Fungi, Glomeromycota, Glomeromycetes, Diversisporales, Gigasporaceae. The record is from the annotation of a GenBank genome assembly.
CUUAAAGGCCAAAUGCCAGCUUUGGAAGUUACAAUCGUACAUGCAAUCUCUGUUUCUGCAGUCGGAUAUACUCCAUUACCUCCACCUUCUGCAACAUUGAUGAAUGCUGUUUUUGCAAUCGACUUAUGA